This is a messenger RNA of Protopolystoma xenopodis, 330 nucleotides long. Lineage: Eukaryota; Metazoa; Platyhelminthes; Monogenea; Polystomatidea; Polystomatidae. The record is from the annotation of a GenBank genome assembly.
GAUGCAACUGGCAAAUUCCCCGACUACCCUGAGGAGGACGAAGGUGGGUCGGCAGAAAUUUUCAAGGAGAAAACGCCAGAGGAACUGGAACGUGAGCUGAAGGAAAAGGAAGAAGCCGGUGCAAAGAACGAUGGCAAGAAGGGCAAAGGCAAGGAAAAGGGUAAAGGCAAGGGCAAGAAAAAGGGUGGUAAGGACGAAAAAAAAGACGGAAAAAAGGGGAAAAAGGGAGCCUCUAAAUCGGAUGCCGUAAGUGUUUUCCUCGACUCCAUUCCAUCUCAAUUGAAACUUCUAUUUCGGGAUAAAACCCGAUCACCCACAUUUAUGGUAUAA